AUGGCAGCGACCUUUAGAUCAUUGGGAUCAUGGGUCCUAGGUGGAGGUGGCGGGAGUGGCGGGAAGGCACAAAUGUCCCAACUAUUCGACAAGACGAACCCUGCCGAGGACGGGGAGGAGUGCCUGCACGACUGCGAGACCUGCACGAUCAAGUACCCGCGCAACUUCAAGGUCGAGGAGGGCGACAAGCUGUACGGGCACGUCGGACCCUGGAGCACGCACCUCCUCGUCGGGACGGGCAAGACGGACUGGGUGAGGGACGUGUCGGAUGAGAAGGGGAGUGUCAUGCAGGCUGUCGGCAAGGCCUCGGCACCUUCGAACGGGAAAAUGAUGUUAUCGGCAAGCGACAUGCCCACACCAAACGGAACGACAGACUACACCGAGCCGACGACGGUCCUCCUCCUACCGGCCUUUACGCUGAUCGACAACGUCAGGCCGGAUAACGUCAAGGACCUGAUACAUCAGGUGGUGGAGGUGGCGCCGACGACGACAUCGCCCAUGAAGUUCCCUCCCAUACCGUCGGCCCCGGCGACGCUGCCGGGAGGUCUGUCGGUGCGGGACUGCCCCCACAAGGCCGUGAUACUCAUGUGCAGCCAGCGUACGAGGGACGUCCGGUGCGGUCAGAGCGCCCCCCUUCUCCGUCGAGAGCUGGAACGUCACCUGCGGCCUCUGGGGCUGUACCGCGACCUGCACGACCAGAGGCCGGGCGGCGUGGCUAUAUACUUCAUCAGCCACGUCGGCGGGCACAAGUACUCGGCUAAUGUCAUGGUGUACCGAAGGAGGAAUGCAUUCGGGCAGGAUGAGGGGGAGGGGGAGGACGGAGGGGAGGCAGAAGGAGAGGAGGAUGGGGUGGGGGGGGAGGGGAAGACGACGACGACGACGACGACGACGACGCAAGGGGGGGCGGCCCAGGGUAUCUGGUUGGCGAGGGUGAAGCCGGAAGACUGCGAGAAUCUAGUCAGGUACACCGUUCUCAAGGGUAAGGUUGUCAAGCCCGAGACGCAGCUGCGUGGUGGGUUCAACCGGAGCAGAGGUCUGAUCAGUUGGUGA
Messenger RNA from Geosmithia morbida, 1050 nucleotides. Its product is annotated as Sucrase/ferredoxin-like. The transcript is spliced from 2 exons. NCBI's taxonomy places the organism in Eukaryota, Fungi, Ascomycota, Sordariomycetes, Hypocreales, Bionectriaceae. The coding region runs from base 1 to 1050 and encodes 349 amino acids. The record is from RefSeq and is a predicted model, not a curated record.